Molecule: messenger RNA, 2058 nt
Organism: Fraxinus pennsylvanica
Lineage: Eukaryota; Viridiplantae; Streptophyta; Magnoliopsida; Lamiales; Oleaceae
Source: the annotation of a GenBank genome assembly
AUGGCUUCAUACAGGCCGUUCCAUCCGCCGGCUCAGUCAACAGUCGCUCCUCCACCGACAGCGCCACCGAAUCAAAGUAUUCUUCAGCCCCAAGCACAACCGCCACCACACGGCAAUCAGUACCCUCAGAAUUGGGAUACUUAUAAAGGCAAAGAGGGCACCGCAUACAAUCAGAAUUAUGCCCAGAUGAAUCUGAGUUCAAACUAUAAACAUGCAGGUUAUGGAUCAUCAUCGCAACAGCAUUUCAGCCAUCCAGUCCCGCCACAGCCCCAACAGCAGCCGUUUCCGUAUCAACCACCACCACCGCCACCAUCAGAAUCUUCUUCAUAUCCUCCACCACCACCACCACCCUCGUCCAUGCCACCAUUACCGGUCCCAGCUCCUCCAACAUAUUACCCGGAUUCUCAGUUCAAUCAGCCUCAGCCAUUGCAACCGCCACCUCCGCCACCUCCUCCUUCAUCUCCUCCUCCUCCGCCACCACCUUCUCAGCCCUCGUCCCCGCCACCACUCCCUUCUGCGAGAUUAAGCACAAAGAGCAGGCAUGUAGGUGAGAAAUCAGGGCAUGGAAAUCUGGAAGCUUCAUCUAUACAUAAACAAAAGCCCCCCUUGCCGCAUACUGGCCCAGUUCAAAGAUUUGGUAGGCAUGGGCAAACAGGUAAGGCUGAGACGGAAGAGGAGAGAAGGUUGAGGAAAAAGAGGGAGUAUGAAAGGCUAAGGCAAGAGGAGAAACACAAGCAGCAUUUGAAGGAGUCUCAAACUAAAGUGCUGCAGAAGACACAAAUAUUGGCCACUGGGAUGAAGGGCCACGGAUCUAUUAGCGGAUCGCAUAUGGGUGACAGGAGUACUCCAUUACUAAGCGGAAACAGAAUUGAAAACCGAUUGAAGAAGCCGACAACGUUUGUCUGCAAAAUGAAGUUCUGGAAUGAACUACCAGAUCCAUCUGCAAAGAUGAAGCUCUUGACUUUAGGAAGAGACCCAGAUCGAUACAUUAAAUACGCAAUUACGUCAUUGGAGAAAAAUCACAAGCCUCAGCUAUACGUUGAACCGGACCUUGGGAUACCUCUUGAUCUUCUUGAUCUGAGUGUAUAUAAUCCUCCGAAGGGUGAAAGGUGGUUAACCAUGGAUCCUGAGGAUGAGGAGAUAUUGCGUGAAGAUGUUCCUAUUACCCCAAUUAAGAAAGAUGGCAUAAAACGGAAAGCAAGGCCCACUGAAAAGGGUGUUUCUUGGCUAGUCAAAACUCAGUACAUAUCUCCUCUCAGUAUGGAGUCAACGAAGCAGUCUCUUACUGAAAAACAAGCGAAGGAGUUGCGCGAAUCAAGAGGAGGUCUGAACAUUUUGGAUAAUCUUAACAGCAGGAAAGGGAAAAUUCAGAAUAUUGAGACUUCAUUCAAGGCGUGCAAGUCAAAGCCUGUUCAUGCAGUCAACUGCCAACUACAGCCUAGAAGGAUUUUACCACUUAUUCCUUAUUUUGAGCGGUAUGAAGACCAGUUUGCGUAUGCAAGUUUUGACAGUGCUCCAACAGCUGAUUCAGAAAUCUACAGCAAGCUGAAUGCAGCAGAUCGUGAUGAACACGAACGUUGGGCAAUUAUGAAAAGUUUUAUGGCUUCAAGCUCGAGUACAGAUAAACCUGAUAAAUUUUUGGCAUACAUGGUGCCAUCAGUUGGAGAGAUGAAGAAGGAUAUGCAUGAUGAAAAUGAAGAUAUUGCCCAUUCAUGGAUCCGAGAGUAUCACUGGGAUGUGCGAGGUGAUGAUGUAGAUGAUCCCACCACAUACCUCGUCGCAUUUGGCGAUUCAGAAGCCAGAUAUUUACCACUUCCGACAAAGCUUAUUCUAAGAAAAAAGAGGGCAAGAGAAGGAAAAUCAGGUGACGAGGUCGAACAUUUUCCUGUGCCUAAAAGGGUGACGGUUAGAAAUAGAUCUCAAGUAGCAGUCAGAGAAUUGAAAGAUGUUGAGGAUUAUGUAGCUUCGAAUGGUAGAUUAGGCGUGAAUGGGAAGGGUGUGCACCACAGUGAUGCUGAUGAUCAAGAUAGUGGAGGUGAAGAUUAUAUAUCCGAGUAG